This is a messenger RNA of Portunus trituberculatus (swimming crab), 5292 nucleotides long. Its product is annotated as nascent polypeptide-associated complex subunit alpha, muscle-specific form-like. The record is from RefSeq and is a predicted model, not a curated record. NCBI's taxonomy places the organism in Eukaryota, Metazoa, Arthropoda, Malacostraca, Decapoda, Portunidae.
UAUGUUCACUGCAACAUUGAGGAAAGGGUUGAGUUAAGGAGGAAGGAGGGAGGGCGCCAAGACAGAGUAUUGCAGGGCGGUGGGAGGUGGCGGCCGGAGCCUGCGUGCUGGGCAGUUUAGUCCACGUGAUUCCAGAGCUCCGCCUCAUAUAUACUUCCUCCCUCCAUCUGGUAGCUCAGUUUGUGUCCCGCCGCCCGCCAGCCGCCCCUAGCACAGCAGCUGGACGCGACAUCUCGUGUGAUUUGCGUCAAUGAAACAUUCAUGGCUUAGAGGAGCAGCGGCGAGUGACGACGCGUGAGCAGCAGCAGAGACUUAAACAGUGAUUGUGGCAGUCUGCGCGAUGGUGGUGUGUCCGUGCGGCGUGAUGGUGCCCUCACCCGGGGGAGGACGAUCCCGCCGAGGCCCGAGGACGCCCAGCUGCUUUGACACCUCCGAGACAGUCACCUCCCAGCCCAAGGACAUGGAGGAACCCGCCUCCGUGGAGAAGCUGACGGCAGCCAACAACAACGAGCAGACGGCGGGCAUCCCCCGGCCCGCCUCCAGGAACUCCAAGAACAAAGGAGCGGCGAGCAAGGGCGGCGAGGAGGCGAGGCUGGACCACUCCUCGCGGACCACCCUCGCCCUCGCCACCACAGAGUCAGGAAGGUACGUUGGCACCCGCCCCCUCAGGUCCAACCGCUCGCCCACUCCGACCCUGCACAGGAUCCCGCUCAAGAGUGCCGCUGACCAGAAACAGGCGGGCAAUGGGCGGCCCAGCAAGCACCUGCCAGCUGUGCGCACCUCCCCCGCCUCGCCCCAGGACCCACAGGCACCCUCGGCACACCUGCGGGACAUGAACAGAGCAAAGGUGCCCCUGGCAGUACCGAGAAAAAGCUCAUUGACUCAGAGGCUUAAUGAACUGAACGUCACUAACCAGAGAAGGCUACUGAAGCAGGAUCUCUCGCCUCAAAAGAAACAGCUGCGCAGCGCCAGCCCACCGUCACCGCCCCUGGCCCACCACACCUCCCUAUUGUACCAAAACAUUGCCCCCUCCACACCCACCACUACUUCCACGAGCCAAGAGGUUAUAUAUGAAAACCUCAAGCCCUACGCGAGGACCGGAGCCAAGGGGAUACUAGAGGAGGUGUCCGCGCCCACGCUCCCAGCCACCCCGGAGCCUGAGGGCACCACCGUCUGGUUGUCAGAGUCCUGGAAAUACAACACCAUCAAGAAGGCGCCUGACUUCAACAUUUUUGAGAUAUCAGACGCUGAGUCCAGCACGAGCCGCGCCAGUACAAGUCGUGGCAGCUCCCCGUCACCAGGCCGGGGUAGGGCAAGGAACACUGCCUCCCCCGCGGCCUCAGACGCCGUCUCCACCACCAGCGGCGGCAGCUCCUCGUCACCACGACGGGAAAAGAAGACGCUACGUAGUCGCCUGCCCAUGUUCAUACGGGAGAGAAAAGGGAAGGAAAAAGAGGGAGACGCGACCCCCGCGCAAGUAGGACGGCACGCCCCCCGAGGGGACAGGAAGCGUGUCCACCAACCCCAGGGUACCGGGAGUCCUACCCGAGUGCACGAGGCCAAGGCCCCGCGCGCCGGGGAGAAAGGCGGCAGUAAUCCUGCGGAGCACAAAGGCUCAAGAGGCCCAGCGGGGAUUCCAAGGGACGUGCCCACACACAAAGCCGCCUGUCAAUCAGAUGGCGAGGACAGCGCGUCUAGAGCGUCAAGGAGGCUCUCCAAGGCUUUGUCCCGCAACACCGUCAGCGAUUCCUCGGAUAACGAGGAGCGAUCAGUGAGGCGCGGCAGCCCACUGGGCCCUAGGCAGCCGCCUGGAGUGCCUGCCGCUCACCCCAGCGAGGGCCUGAGCGGGGAACUAGAUGCUGCUGGCAAAUUGAUGAGAAAGGCACCGAGCAGCACCCAUAGUGAGUCCUCUGACUGGGAGCCCGUCAGCCUCAGCACGGGCAGCUCAUGGCAGGACCUGACCCAAGACCUGAUCAGCGACUCCUCGGAUGGCGAGGGCAGCACCUGGCUGAGUCAGUGGGUGCAGGAGGCCCGCACCAGAGCCAGGGCGUCCCUGGGCAGCGAGCAGGGUGUGUGGGCGGGUGUCGGGGCAGGGGCUGGGUGGCCUGGGUGGGAGCGCCGUGCAUCACCGGGCUGUUCCCGCUCGUCACCUUUAAUCUCCCCCGCCGCGUCCUUACGCUCCCUCCAGCCAGGCCGCCCCGACCACGGCGACCCGCCCCCCUCGCCCCGCCUGCCUCUCACGCCCCCGGCCACACUCAGCAGGCUCAGGAAGACGCACGGGUGUCCUGGAGGCGUGGCUGCAGGCCUCAGGAAGCAGGACGUGCCAGGCACCCUCAGCAGGGCUUCCCAAGCACUCAGCGGCGAGGAGAGGGGCGUGCCGAGGCAGCCUGGCCACGCCCACCCUGCCAACCAUAACAAGCACGCCCAACCCGCCACCCAUAACAAUACCACGCCCGCCAGGCCCGCCCACCCCAUUAGCCCCGCCCACUCCAGAGCUGAUCCCAUCAGCCCCGCCCACACGCCCAUCACCACCAAGACUGCCUUCCCCACCACCACCACCACUAUGACAAGCCCCGCCCACAACUCCAACCCACCCACCGCCGCCCACACAUGUCACCCGAAUACCCCCAGCACCGCCACCACUGCCACCACCCACGCCCCCUGUGCCACCAAUCCCGCCCACUCAGAGCGGAGGGGGGCGGGGACAACCGUGGUGGGGGCGGCGCACCACCACCACCACCACCACCCACAGAAGGCCAGCAGGAGCCUCCCCCCACAGACAGGCUAUGCCACGCUGCCCCGCCCCCACCCCCGCGCCACAGCUCCCGCCCAGCCCCUGACAUCCUCCAGGCGGGAUGGCAGCGGCGUCCCUCGCAAGGAUGAGCCCCGCCCCUCACAGGCUCCGGGAGGCGUCACGUGGAGGCCUCUGUCACAGGUCAUCGCCACCACUCAGCCUGCCGCAAGCCAGGCAGCCCCCUGUCCCCGUGUCCCCUCCCCCGUAUUGCCGCCCUGCCCCUCGACCUGCUGCAGGACUCCCAACCGCGGCUCCAGCCCCGCCUCCCCGGAGAGUGGCGUAGACCUGGCCUCUGUGUGCAUCCUUUCCCUGGACGUGACGGUGGACUGCAGCCGCGAGGGUGAUGCCGCGGGCACCUUCAUCAUCGGCGGCGCCACCGAAGUCAAGGUAAACAACGGCGACCUUCCGCAGGACAAUACCGAGGCUGCUGGCGGCCCCGGGCAGGCCUCGCUGGGCCGAGGCCGUGAAGACAGCACGGCGGGAGGCUGCCUGACUACAAGCAGCAGCAGUGUGCUCUUCGACGAGAAAUACUACGAGAAGGACGACUUUGAGCCGUGUCGCGAGGGUGGCGGCGAGCAGCGCGCCAUGCCCGAGGACGACCACGACAACCUUGUGGCCCUCCUCAACCUACAAAACAAGGGCGGAGUCGCCAAGAUGGUUGACGUCUCCCAUAACGAGGAGGACGACUUCAUCGAGAUUGACUGCAAUGUGCAGCCGAUGGAGGCGAUGAAGCGGCCUCUGGUGUACGGCUACGGAGGUAGCCGAGGCAGAAGGUUGCUUCAAGGCCCGCCGCCAGCGGAAAAAAGGCUGUCGCGAGCCUCCAUCGCCUCAGACUACCUGGAGAUGGACCUGGUGGAGGCACUGCUAGGCGUGGCAGGGACACCCAAGGACACCCACACCGGGAGUGGUCUUGACCUGAAGGAGACUUAUUGGGACCACUGGGCGGCGCGGCGCGAGGCGAUGGCAAGUGACCUGCAACACAAAGGGAAGCUGCAAGGGCACGGCGUCAAGCUGCCUAUGUGUGACUCCUCCAAGUUCUGUUACGACCCCGAGCUACUCCUGGCGCAGGUACGGUGUCCCAAGUCCCUUGAGGACGCCACCUUCAAGCAGUACUCCGCCUGCGUCAAGUCACACAUCUACGACCACAUCGAGGCGGUGCAGGACGGCCUCAAGGAGUACGGCCUGGCGCGCGGCGCGCCUGACUUCAUGUGGAGCCAGCCUGACCUGCCUGGCCUGCGGGAGGAGGGUGUUUGGCCUCUAGACUACUCUAGCGAGCCCGAGCUGUGCACGGCAGGCCAGCCCCGCUCUCAGGCCCCGCGCCCACCCCACGUCAGGGACAGGAACUCCUCCGUGGACUCCGGCACGUGGUCCUACCAGCAAGGGUCUCAGGACUCCACCGCGGCGCCCUCACCCCGCUCCUGCAUCCCGCCCGUGCCCUUCCCGAGGUCUUCCUCGUCCCUGAGUCACGUGGCGGCGGUGACGGGCUGUGACCCCUGGCUCCACCUGCUGCCGGACGUGACACCUCCCAGGACACCACGGCACAGUUUCUUUGGCCCCGCCGUUGCCCCAUCAACAGUCAACCCGCGCCCCGCCUCCCCCAGUCCCUCGCGGUGCGCAGGGACCCCUGCCUCCUCCGACACCCGCCCGUCCCGCCAACCCGCACCUCUAGCCCCUGCCCCUGCUGCCCCUGCCGCCUCUGCCUCACGCCCGCCUCAGGCUCCCAGACGCUCCUUCCUGCCCGGCCUGUCCAGCGUCAUGAAGUCACCGCUGAGGAGGCAGAACAAAGACAAGAACACCGAGGCCACAGGAGGAGGAGGAGGAAGAAGAGGAGGAGGAAUGGCCGCGCCUCCUUCAGCGCCUCAUGUUUCGAUACAGAACCGCAGGCUGACAAACAUCUCCGAGAAGUCUUCCUCGUCCUCCAAGUCUUCCUCCUCGUCCUCGUCGUCCUCGUCAAGUUCCAGCGUGGCGACGGUGAUUCAGGCCAUACCGAACCCGCGAAGCCGAGGCGCCAAGUGGCUCAUGAAGCACUUCGGCAGCAAAACCAAACUGGCGGCGGUGUGAGCGGCGCGAGAGUUCAGGAUACGGUUCGAAACUUCAAUACCUGGAGAUUCGAAUCGGUAUCAUUGGUUCGAAAGGUUAGUGAAGUACCUAUCUGCUGAUUUUUAACGCAUUUCAUGGACUCCGAACUGAAUCUUAACUAACGUACGACUUAGUAUUCUCAAAGAAUUCGAGGCAAGCAGGAAUGAAGUACGCGUUAGAAGCAUGAGGGUAAUGCAUCCACAGCUCAAAGGGAUCGUGAAGCAAGUGUCGUAAAGAUAAGUCAAUUGUGUUGUGAAAGUGAACUGUUAGAAUUCAAAGAAAAAAAAAAGUAAAAGAAUAAGAUAAGUAUUCAAAAUGUGUUCAGUGGUAUUUAGAAAGACGUAAUACGAUAACAUUGCAUUCUGUAGACCCAAAGACACUCAAUCGGUGCCUAAGAAAUGAAAGAAAGUGACUGCUAC